Molecule: messenger RNA, 3512 nt
Organism: Condylostylus longicornis
Lineage: Eukaryota; Metazoa; Arthropoda; Insecta; Diptera; Dolichopodidae
Exons: 13
Coding region: 77-3079 (1000 amino acids)
Cellular component (GO): nucleus
Molecular function (GO): nucleic acid binding; zinc ion binding
Source: RefSeq, a predicted model, not a curated record
AUUGCGUUUUUCAAAACUUGUUCAACUUAGUUUUUGUUUCCAACAAUAAAAUAUAUAUAUUUAUUUUUGGAACAGAAUGAAAGUAGCAAAUAUUUGUCGAAUUUGUCUCAAGAAAUUUAAAAAAGGAGAGGAAUUAAUUUCGGUUUUUGAAAAUGAUGAAUCAAAUAUUAAAAUAGCAAAAAAGAUAUAUGAUGUUAGCGGGGUGUUUAUAGAAAAAAGUUUUCAGAUUCCCGAGAAAAUUUGUGGAAUUUGUAUAAAAACUCUUAAUAUUUCCUAUAACUUUAGAAAGCAAUGCCAACAAUCUGAUUUUAAGCUGAAAUCAAUGAAAUGUAGUGAUAACUUGUACACAGAAAGUAUUUUGAAAGAUGUUGAAAGUGAUUAUAUACAUCAAACAUUCCUUAAAAUGGAACUGGAUACAGCAAUUGAUCAAUCAAAUGUUAAAAAAGAAGAAGAUGAUGAAGAAGCGGAAACACAAAACAUCAAUUAUGAAGAUUAUAAAGUUGUUUCUGAAAAUGAGUAUGAAACUAGUGAGCAAUGUGAAUCGGAAACUUAUUGCAAAAAUGAAGAUUUUGACACCAUCAUGAACGAAGUUGUUUCAUAUGAAUAUGAUGAACUAAUCGAUGAAUCUUUAGAAUAUUUAAUAGAUGAGUCCUGCAAAUUUAACUCUGAAACAAAAAAAAAAUAUACAAAAAGUAUUGGCAGAAUUAAAAAGGAUGAAGAUAAGCAACAUAUAAGUAAUUUUCAGCACAAGUGGAUGAAGAAUUAUAAAUUUUUGCAACAAACCGAAGAUACAAAUACUGCAAUAUGUACAGUAUGCGAUUGUUAUUUGUCGCUUCUUGGGGGAGAAUCAACUGUGGCAAUUCAUCUUAAAACGGAUAAGCAUACAUUUCAUAUGGGUUUAAGAGAAAUGGAUGUUAAAGAAAAAGAAGAAGCGAAAACAUGGAAACGUUUAGAAAAACAGGAAAGUUUUCAUAUUUGUGAUAUAUGCGGAAAUAAAUAUGCAACAUUACAUUUGCUCAGACGUCACUUAAAAUAUCACUCAAAUACAAUGGACUACGAAUGCGAAUUAUGUAAAAAAAAGUUUAGACAAGAAAUGCAGCUAAGACGGCAUAUGAGAAUUCACACGGGAGAGAAGCCAUAUUCGUGUAAAUAUUGCAAUAGAGCCAUUCGAGAUUACAGUACAAAGAUCAGGCAUGAGAGAGCGCAUACUGGAGAGCGACCUUAUGUUUGCACUACUUGUAACAAAGCAUUUCAGUAUCCUUUUGUUUUGAAAAACCAUAUGAAAACGCAUACUGGUGAAAAACUAUUUGAAUGUAUGGUGUGUAAUAAAAGUUUUACUUUAAAAAAACAUUUAACCUCUCAUCUACAGACUAUGUUACAUAAGAGCCAAAUAAAAAAAUUAGAAAAGAAAGCUUUAAAAUCUAUGGUCAUUGCCUGGCCAACUAAGGAAGUAACAUCGCUGGCAUUUGCCGGUAAUAUCAUUGUAUUGUUUGUUUUAGAUAAGUUGCUAAAGGCAGAUAUAUACUGCUCAGCUAUGAACAAUGAGGCAGCGUUUUUUCCGUUUAUAUCAUUUAGAGCUUUUGCAAUAGUUUCUAAACUCCUAGCUUUUGCAUCAGCAAUUGCUAAAAUGGCAGCAGCCUCUCCACUAGCUUUAAUGGAAAAAAAAAGUCGAUUGGCUAAAAGGAAGACAAAAUAUAACACCAAAUGGGAAAAAAGUUAUUCUUGGAUAACGGCUGAUGAAAAUAAUGAAAGCUAUGCUAAUUGUAAAAUUUGUAAUGUUAGAUUUUCAAUAGCUUUUGGUGGGAAUGCAAAUAUUCUUCAGCACAUGCAAACCGAAAAACAUCAAAACAAUUUAGCUAAAGAUUCUGAAAUCCUUGUUGAUGAAACUAAAUUAGAAAGCAUUGAACCAAAACAUUGUGAAACUUGUAGAAUCUGUUUACAAAUUGGUUUGAAUGAAAAUCUAAUUUCAGUAUUUGAGUGUGAUGUUAAUAAUGUCAAAAUAGCUAAAAAAAUUUAUGAUAUAAGCGGAAUUUUCAUCGACCAAACAGAUUCAUAUCCUAACCAAAUAUGCGAUGAUUGCAACAAUACAUUAUCUAUUGCUUAUGAUUUUCGAAUAAUUUGCCAGCAAUCCGAUCUUCGAUUGAGAGCACAAAAAACCGAUGAAAAUAUGUCUAAUAGCGAUAUUAAACUGGAAAUAAGUUCCGAAAUAGAGUUUUUGAAUGAAGAUUUUUUUGAGAAAGAUAAAAUGGAAUGUGCAAUUGGGGUUGAGCAUAAUGAUCUCGACGUGCCUUCGAAUGAUGGUAUCCAUAGCAACGAUAACAUAAGAGGUGAAUUUGACCAAAAAAUAGAAAAUACGAAACUUUCAAAACCAAAUACUUCGUCAAAAAGAUAUUGUCGCUUCAGAUCGGCUUGGCUGGAGAAAUAUGAUUUUAUCAAGCAAGGAAAAGAUAAAGGAUAUGUUUUUUGCACAGUUUGCAGUUGUGAAUUUUCUAUUGCGUAUGGUGGAGAAAAUGUUAUUAUAAGACAUAUGACCAGAGACAAACACUAUUACAAUUUAAAUCCCUCAAAAAAAGGUUUAAAGAUGGUUAGUGGAACAAGAGUUAAAUGCGCUCAAACUGUUGAAGAAUUAUGUUUCAUUAUAUGUGAAGUUUGUGGCAAUAAAUUUCCAUCAAAACGACAUUUGAGGAGACAUUUGAAAUACCACUCUGAUAUUAAGGAGCAUGAAUGCGAGAUUUGUAAAAAACAAUUUCGUGAGCUAAUGCACUUAAAACGUCACAUGAGGGUGCAUACUGGAGAAAAGCCAUACGCAUGCAAACACUGCGGUAAAAAGUAUAGUGAUUAUAGCUCAAAAAUUAAACAUGAACGUGUUCAUACUAACGAACGUCCUUACGUCUGCCAAACUUGUGGAAAAGCUUUUAUGAUAAGUGAUACACUUAAGAGGCAUAUCAUGAUUCAUACGGGUGAAAAACCAUUUUGUUGCGAGGUUUGCAAUGUUAAAUUUUCACGUAAAACUCAUUUACAAGCUCACUUGCAAUCCAUAACACAUAGAAAUAGAGCCGAAAAACUAGUGCAGACUUAAUAAGUUAAGGGUGUAACAAACUACUUUGGAGGAAUUGCAUUUUUAAACAAUAAGAAAUAAUAUACUUAAAUGAAUCUAAAUUUUUUAUCAAUUCCGGAACUAGGCCUAAAAAGAGAGCUAUAAAACUAGUUAUAAUUUUAAAUUAAUGGUAAUAAAACCUCCUUUUAUUUUCGUUGUUAUUCAAUGUUUCCGGAUAACAAGUUUUGUAAUAUCUAAAAUAUGAAAUUUUUAGUUUUCAAUUAGCGUAUAUCAACAAGUUAUGGGCAUAAAGAAUCUAUUUCUAUUACAGUUAUCGAACUUCUGUUGAUAUGAUCUUUUACGUAAAUAAAAGAAGAAAUGAGAAAAAGCUAAAAAUAAGGAAAAUUAUGCAGAAUAUUGAAAAAAAAAUGUAUUAUGUAUUAUGAAUAAAGACAUUAUUCAGUUUCUAUUUUAA